Messenger RNA from Elgaria multicarinata webbii, 13110 nucleotides. RefSeq names its product diacylglycerol kinase theta (gene DGKQ). Gene Ontology annotation, molecular function: ATP-dependent diacylglycerol kinase activity. Lineage: Eukaryota; Metazoa; Chordata; Lepidosauria; Squamata; Anguidae. The record is from RefSeq and is a predicted model, not a curated record. Bases 1 to 2844 code for a protein of 947 amino acids. The transcript is spliced from 23 exons.
AUGGCAGACGGAGCCCGUUCCCUGCUCGGCGGGAGCCGCGGCUCCAGCCCCGCUUCCAGCCCCUUGAUGGGGAGAGGCAACAAGAGCCGCUCGCUGCCCACGCCGUCGUCUUCCUCGCCCGCGCUGCGGCAGCAGCAGCAGCAGCAGCAAACGCCGCCCGCGUCUCCCAAACAGCCGCCAACGGCUCGUGGGAGCGCGCCCGGGCACUGCUUCAAGAGGGUGACCCUCACCAAGCCCACCUUCUGUCACUGCUGCACCGACUUCAUCUGGGGGCUGGCGGGAUACCUGUGCGAAGUUUGCAAUUUUAUGUCUCAUGAGAAGUGCCUGAAACAUGUGAAGAUACCAUGCUCCUGUGUUGCUCCAAGUCUUGUAAGGGUUCCAGUUGCACAUUGUUUAGGGCCUCCAGGACAUUACAAGAGAAAAUUCUGUGCUGUGUGCAGAAAGCAAUUAGAAUCUCCAGCAUUUCGCUGUGAAGUAUGUGAGCUACACGUGCAUACAGAUUGUGCCCCAUUUGCUUGCAGUGACUGUCGUCAAUGUCAUCAAGAUGGUCAUCAAGAUCAUGAUACAUACCAUCAUCACUGGAGGGAGGGAAAUCUUCCUUCAGGUGCGCGUUGCAAAGUCUGCAAGAAAACAUGUGGCUCUUCAGAGGUGCUCUCGGGUAUGAGAUGCGAAUGGUGUGGAAUUCUGGCUCAUGCUGCUUGCUAUGUGAUUGUACCUCCAGAAUGUACAUUUGGAAGACUAAGAAAUAUGAUUCUUCCCCCAAACUGUGUACACUUGUUUUCUCGCAACUUCAGUAAAAUGCACUGUUUUCGGAUAUCGGAAAGCUUACAAACAGAACCAGAUGAUGAUGACGAUGUUGAUAAUUCGACACAAUUAUCACUGAAAGAAUCCCAGUCUUCAACAGACUCAAGCAAACAAAUAUUAAAAAUAUAUGAUGGGAAUGAUGCAGUUAAACGCAAUCAGUAUCGGCUUGUUACAAUUCCAAGGAUUUCAAAAAACGAAGAAGUUGUGGAGGCUGCAUUGAGGGCGUAUUACAUCAAUGAUGAUCAGCAAGAUUAUGAACUUCAGACAUUCACUCAGCAGGCCCUGUUUUGUGAUGACAUCAUUAAUAGGAAUGAUACCACAGAAGAGACCCACACUGGAUCUGUAUUCCGAGAAGCAGUUCCUGAAGCUUGGAUCAUCAGAGCAAAAUCUAGGGAUAGUGAAAUCAUAAAAAUUUAUCCUGCUUGGCUGAAGGUUGGAAUGGCCUGUGUCUCAAUACGAGUCAAGAAAGAAAGCACUACCCAGAUGGUAAUUAAAGAAGUUCUACCGCUGCUUGGAUGCCAGGUGGAUUGCUUCCAGAACUUCAAAUUGGUGGAAGUACUCAUGGGCUCCAAGCAAGUUCAGCGAAUGAUACUGGAUGAUCAUGAAUUGCUUCUCAGCAGAUUCCAAGACAUAAGAAAGACUUCGCUACGUCAGAUGAAUCAAACAAGAUUUUACAUUGUUGAAAACAAUAUAUCAAGUGUGCAAAUUCAUUUGUUUGUUGGUGGUCUGCCACCUCAUCUCUCUACUGAAGAAUACACAAACAUCCUCAAAGAUGAAUUAACCAUCAAAACCAAUUUAGUUUCUGUGAGUCACGUAUAUUCAUCUCAAGGUGCUGUCAUACUAGAAAUCUCAUGUUUUUCUGAAGCUGAAAGAUUAUAUAUGCUAGCUAAAGACACCUCCGUUAAUGACAAGCUACUCAGUGCAGUUGUCAUCCCUGAAGUUCUGCAAACCAAACUUCCACAGAACUGCUAUCCAUUGCUUGUAUUUGUGAAUCCCAAAAGUGGAGGGCUUAAAGGUCGGGAUCUGCUGUACAGUUUUAGAAAGCUCUUGAAUCCUCAUCAAAUCUUCGAACUAACAAAUGGAGGCCCACUGCCUGGGUUCCAUGCUUUUUCUCAAAUUCCAUAUUUCCGAAUAUUGGUAUGUGGUGGUGAUGGCACUGUUGGAUGGGUUCUCGGAGCACUGGAAGAGAUUAGGCACAAGCUCGUCUGUUCAGAUCCAUCUGUGGCUAUUUUACCCUUGGGAACAGGUAAUGACUUGGGGAGGGUGCUGCGCUGGGGUGCUGGAUAUAGCGGCGAAGAUCCGUACUCCGUUCUGAUAUCUGUAGAUGAAGCUGACGAUGUGCUUAUGGAUCGCUGGACCAUCCUUUUGGAUGCUCCAGAGGCUCUUGAAAGCUCAGAAAAUGGUGUGUUGGAGCCUGAGCCCCCAAAGAUUGUGCAGAUGAACAAUUACUGUGGUGUUGGAAUUGAUGCAGAGCUGAGUCUAGGGUUUCAUCAUGCUAGGGAGGAAGAACCAGACAAAUUCAAUAGCAGAUUCCACAAUAAAGGUGUCUAUGUAAAAGUUGGACUUCAGAAAAUGAGUCACACCAGAAAUCUUCAUAAAGAAAUAAAACUUCAAGUGAACCAGCAUGAAAUUGAGCUUCCAAAUAUAGAGGGCCUUAUUUUCAUUAAUAUUCCCAGUUGGGGAUCUGGUGCUGAUCUUUGGGGAUCUGAUAAUGAUAAUCGCUUUGAGAAACCAAGAAUUGAUGAUGGCUUACUGGAAGUUGUUGGUGUCACUGGAGUUGUUCACAUGGGUCAAGUGCAGGGUGGCCUACGUUCAGGCAUCCGGAUAGCUCAAGGUUCCUACUUCCGUUUAACACUUCUGAAGCCAAUUCCUGUACAAGUAGACGGCGAACCCUGGAUUCAGCCACCAGGGCAGAUCAUUAUUUCGGUAGCAGGACCAAAGGUCCAUAUGUUAAAGAAAUCCAAACAGAAACAGAAAAAAACUGGAAAUGUAAAAGACUCAAGAACUGAGAACAUGUCAGCCAGUGAAGUGGGGCGCUGAUGGAAGAAGAUAUCCACAGAGCAAAUGCCGUACACCUACCAUAGAUGACGUGGGGUCUGCCUGGUAAAACUGUAUUGUACAGUUCAGGCUAAGAAGGGUUGCUUAUGAGCCUGCUAUUAUAUUCCAUGUUUGCUGUACAGUGCCCAUCUUGUGGCUGACAUGAGAUCUGUCUAAACAUCACAAAUGGAUCAGACAUUUCCAUUCAGUAGCCCUUCUGCAAACCAUUAACCAAUUUUUGCUUUAUGCAGAGAGUGAAUAAAGCAGAAAUCUCAUUAUACCGUGCUUUUUUAUACUACAGUUGUUGUUGUUUCGACAAAUUUUUUCCUCCCUGGGAACCACUUAUUUUGUAAAAAUACGUUUUUAGCCCUCUUAAAAAUAAAACACCAUUCCCCAUUUAAAGAUUUAAGGUAGCCCAGCAUUCUCCAGUUUAAAAUAACUAUAAUGAAGACCUUACAGAAUGGAUAAUUUCACGUUGCUGAUUAUUUGUGCAGUAAUGCCUUAGGUAGGAUAGGGACAGAGCAAUUUAAUCCAGUGGCAACCCUCCAUCCCCGGUUCCUUUGGGUGCAUUGCCACUGUGCCAGGUUCACUACCAAGUUCUUGGCAGUUCCUAAUUAAGCCGCACAUUGAGGGAUCUAGCAGCCUGCUCUGCUCUAGGUUGCCAUGUGUAAGUUACUCACACCUUUUCUCUUGAUUGGAAAUAGUUGGAUGCCUUGCAAUGCACUCAGGGGGGAAAUGCUCAGUUGAAUGUUAGGGGGCUCAAGAGCUUGCAUGAAUUGUGCCCCGUUGUUUAGUUGGUUUUAUUUGUGUGCCAUGAACUCCUUAUUCCACACUACUAAAUGAAACCCUUAGGGUGGGGUGGGGGAAUCUCCUACCAUAAUGUUAUCUGUUUUUAUACCGCAAAACCUUUUUAUAUACACUACAAGCUUCUGGUUUUCUACAGUACUGCAUAUGCAUUCCACGCCCACCCCAGCCCCAUAAUUCUGGUCUCUAGUUUGAUGUUUCUAAUUUCAUUCCUAAAAUCCUUUCUUUUAACUCUGUGCCACAGUUACUGGCAACUCAAAUGCCAAAUCUAGAAUGUGUAAUUUAUGGCACAAUAUAGUAAACUAAGCUGUUUCAGCAUUUGUUAAUAUAUAUAAAGUAUUGAUACACUAAGUUGAAAUAUGCAUUAGUUUAUUCUUUAUUGAAGAAUGUUCUAGGGUGUUUUUUUUAAUACACACCUUCUGAUCACUGGUUAUGUCCAUAUCGGAUAUGAAACUGGAUCUGGUGUGAAUGUACUGAUUAUGCAAGGAAAAAACUACUUCAUGGAGGGUUCCUUGUUAAUAAGAUUAGGUUUAAGUCUUAAGCUCAGUGAUUGUAGGUAUUAUGUUUUUCAUGUUAGUUUCACUAUUGCCAUUUCUUAGUGUUUUCUUUUUUUUUUUUUAGAUGAGGAUCAAUGCACGUUUAUUAUUAAGAAUUCUCGUUCCACAAAACGGGGAAGGGAGGUCCUACAAUUUGCUUUAAAUACAGCACAGUAAAAACCUGGAAGGAAGGUGGAUCCAACUCUGGUUGCUUCAGUUCUUUGAAAUAAAACACAGUGUAACACCAAAAACCCAAAAUAGUUGGUUUUGAACGCCAUAAAGAGUUAUUAACUGCAUGGGAGGAGAUACCUUUAAUAGAAAGCAAGAGAUUCAAGGGAUAUUUUUGUUUGUUUCCUUUUUAAAUUCACACAAGACUAGAAAUGGUGUGUUCCCACCUAAGUGGGAGAAAAAGCCACAAUGAAAUGUUUUAGGUCUGCUAAAAUAUCAAAGAUGCCAAGCCUGAUAUUAAUAACGUAUUAGCUAACUGUUUUAAAAUAUCCGGGGCUAAAGAAAUCCGUCUGAAAGGAACCCUUGCAGAAAAAGAAGAAGUUUCAUUGAAACAACCCAUCCUACAAGAGGCACACACCUCUUGAUCUUUAACAAAUGCAAGAGUGUUUUGAGUUCCAGAUGAUUUCCCCAAGCUCUUAAUAUAAAUUGACCUUACAAGAAAAUGUUACUAUAGGUUGUAUUCGGAUGUUAACAAUAAACAAUGGUUAUGGAAACAAACCACAGUGAGCCUUGGACCACUCGUGCUCCCCUACAUUCUUCCUUCAUUAUGUUUGUGAGGAAGAGGUCAGAGGCCUUCACUUCUGUUUUUGAUAAAUCGUAACUUGCUGUUGCAUCUGAACCUAGGCAAUCUGUGGUUAAUCUUAACUAUGGCUUGUUGAAACAGCAGUUGAAGUUAACCAUGGUUUAAGGUUUGCAUGCACCACGUAACUGUAGUUAAUUAAAAUCAGAAGCGGAGGCUUCAGAACUCGUCAUGGUCAUGCCGGAGGGCAAGUUGUAGCACAUAAACCCAAGGCUCACUGCAGUUCACGCCCAUAAUGAUAAACCAAGUUCAAAUGUAGCCUGUAUUCUUCUGUUCCUGGAAACCACAGAAGGAAAGCUACGCAUGUUUGUUGGCUUGUGUUGAGUAUUAUUUGUCGUAGCUCUAAUAGUAAAAAAAAGGAAAUAUUUUUGUAGAAUACUGUUCUUCAGGGUGGCUGACCUCCUGAAUUGUACCGCAUUAUGUAUGUAUGUAUUAAAAGAGAAUGUAAUUACCAUCCCCACCCCCGAAUACCAAAACAGUAGCAGUAGCACCAAACAUGGUCAUAAUCAUUAUACAGAUGUACGAUUACACCAUCUAGAUUUUUAAAAGGCUCCGCGUUACAAAGAGGCUGAGGCUGCCUUUUUCCUUCUGGGAGUGGGCUAAGAAGAUCCUCUCCAUGGCUACCCCAGAAGUCAUGACGCUGCACUAGCCACUUGCUCUAAUACCCCAUCCACAUGUGAUUAAUAAGAUCACAUGGCGAUUGCCUUUUAAAAAAAAAGAAUGGUGCUGCACAGCAGAAGAAGAAAAUUGGUGCUUGGUGGGAGUAGAUACUUUCCCUCUACUGCCAGACAUUCAAUAUGGUGCAGGUCGGCAGAGGAGGGAAUCGUGAUGUGCUUCUCAUUGAUAUUGCAGAUACUAGCCAGGAAGUGAUUGGGACACUAGCAUAACCAUCUUGCAACCCAAAGGAUCUGCAAUUGGAUAACUUAUUCUCAGGGCGGCUUAGUGUGUUGUGCGAACACGCCCAGUUGCUCUGGUUUGCAGGCGGUAUUGCUAUUUUCAGAAGCUCUCUCCUUGGAUGUAUGAUUGCUGCUUAAACCACUGUUCCUGCACAACAGAAGCACAUGCUUGAGUGUUAUCUCGCUGCAGUCACCGCUGCAAGAUUCUCAUCUGAGAACAGACCUGUCUGGAACGGACCUUAAUCAGACCCACUUAGUGAGACCCUUCACAUACUAAUGUUCCACGCCCACAUUUCUUCCAAUGUCAAUUGUGGAUCCAUUUCCAAUUUGUACUGAAUGCUGCAGCUUACAGUCCACUAGCUUUUAUGCCUCUUGUCUUCCAAGUUGUUAGAACACAUUGCAGUUUAUGCAUACUUCCACAGCACCCGAGUAAAACUCGGGCAUGGUGCAUAUAUAGUCGAAGACGUUCUUAUAAUAAAAAUUGGAAUUGUCUUCUUUUCCAUGGAAUGUAGACAUUUAGGGUAUUUUCAGCUUGUUAGAUCCUUAUUGUUUGCAUGCGUAUAUUUGUUACAAAUGUCGAUGAACUAGUCUUUUAGAACUAAAUAUGUGUGUGUGUUUUCUCUUUAAGGUGUUUUUUAAGCCACCAGAAUCAUACAUCUAUUUUUCUUUUAUCAAAUCGUAUUUGUCAUGUGGCUUGGCCAGGAUCCAAAGAGCUACAAAAACAAAUUCCCUGAGCACAAAGGAAUUUAAUUUGUUUUUCUCACAUAGCAAUAGUCCCACACAAUAUCCCCUACAGCCUCCCCCAACCUGGUGCCCAAUCAUGGCAUGCUGGCUGGGAAUGAUGGGAGUUACAGUCCAACACAUCUGGAGGGCACCAAGUUGAGGAAGGUUGCUGCACUACUUUGGAAACUGGUACACGGUAGCACUUUUGUUCCCAGCUCUGUGUUCUUCGCUUCUGUAGUUAGUUAGCUAUAAAUCCACCUUGAAAGCAUAACUGCUUUUAUGUUGAUUUCCACAAUUGGUAAUUUUUACAGCCAAUCACUGAAAUAGCACAGUGCAAUUCCAGUAUAAUAUUUAUGAAGUGUGAAUGCUUCCCCAAGUAGAAUCCUUAAGGCUUAAAUUGAUUGUGCUCUGUACAUUUGUUGGCAAAGAUUUAAAUACACAGGGAAAGGGAAAUUUCUGUUUCUGGGUUUGCAGAAGUAUUGUGCAGUUUCGUAUGCAUGUUCACAACUAUUGGCUAGAGUAACUUUAUGCACUACUAAAAGUAGUCUAAAUAAAACUCCAGUGAGAUUAAUUUGCACUUAAGUGGCGGACCGUUUGACUAUGGUCCAAUUCAAUCCUUCCUCUGUGACCUCUGCUCGCCCAAACAGACUACAACUGUUAUACAAAGUUGUCCUUUGCACCUCUGUGGCUUUUUUUAAUUGGAGAAAUAGAAUAGCGAAGCAGUGGUCUUCCUUGACACUGUGGUCUUCACAUAUAUUUGAAGAGUAUCCAAGUGACAUGUCAACAUAAUAUAAUUGAAUGUGUUCAUUUUAAAGCUCUAAGUUAAUCUCUAGACUGUUUCAACAACUGGUUAGAGAAAUGCUUACACUAAGACUAUUUGCAGACUUUCUUUUUUUCAAUGCUAAGAUAUGAGCUGGGAUCCAAAGAAUAAUGAUGUAACUUGUUCUGUGCACCUGAGGAGGCUUUGGACUUGUGCUUCUGUAAUAGUGGCCUAGCAGCGCACCCUCACCUAGUCACACAGCAAACUACUUUUCAAACUGAUGAGAGUUUCAGUCGCAACUGUAAUGCAGCAUGGUUUAGAGGGGGGGAAAGUAAAAAAAAAUGAAAAUACCACUGUGUGCAAUACAAGCCUUUUGAGCAAGCCUAUAAAACUGUCUGUCUGUCUCUCUCUCUCUCUCAUACACAGAUGAUCUAAUGAAAGUUAAGCACUUUUAUACAGGAUAGAUUUAAGCAUGUUCUUAAUGCUUUCAUUAAAAUAAAACAGAACUUAGAAUGGUUAGCUUUGGCUGCAUAGAUCAUGCCCAUAGCUUUGAUUGCGUUACUAUGUCAUUCUGAUUUCUUGGAGUAAAUGCGAAAAAGGGACUUCACUGAAAUAACAAUACAGUGCACAUUUUUGCUUAUUUUUUCGAAUUUUCUGCUUCAAAUCUCUUCACUAAUGAUGGCAGUCGUUAGUGAAUGUCAUUACUGAAAGAAAAAGCACUGGACUUGAUCAUCUAUUCUUAGUCUUGUCUUUGAUAUUUGUAAUAACAGACCUAAAUAUAUUUUGCUAUGUUUAUUAAAGAUCCCUUAUCCUGUGCUUCCUAAAAUUAAGUUUACGUGGAAUAUGUCUUUUUGACAAGGCUUGAGCUCAAAAACACUUUAUAGCUUUUGAGUUUUUUAGAUGUGUGAUAUAUACAGUAUUUCAGAUCUUUGUGAUGAUUAGCGAAACAUUCAGAUUGUUAGAAGAGAGUAUUACUUUGUAUAUUUUCAUUUUUAAACGUUUUAGUAUAUUUUCAUUACACUAUUGCUAACAGUGAUUUGGAGUGAAUAGCAGGGAAACUAAAAAAAAUGAACUCCAUAGCUUGUUCCUUAUGUCCUUUAUGUUGUAAUUCUUUUAUCCUUAAAUUGUGUGCUUUAUUAAAGUACUGUGUUUAUGUGCCUGGGCAUUAAAAGAUGAUACGUUCAUUUGCACUACAAAAAGCUUCCCUCUGUGCAGUGUGCCUCUUUAGGGUCUGUGUGGAGUAGAUUUUCUGCCAGUUUCUAUUGUUUCUCCUGAAACUAAUUAAGCUUUCGGUUUUGAUGGGAACCUGUUUUCCCAUCAAAACAGGGAAGUUCGGUAGGCUGUCGCAGCUAUCAUUUUCGUACCAGUAGCUCAUCUGCCUGUGGGCUUGUGUAGACCUAUCCCUAGCUCCCUGCAAACCAUUGGUUGCAAAUCUCAACAGCAUGCACUCCCCUUUCCUUCUUUUCCUGCAUUAGCCAUGGUUUUGCAUUACCUAUGCACCAAUGCACACAGAACCAGAGUUUGCAAACCCACUUCAAACUCUGGAUUACAAGGGAACCAUGAUUGGUGUAGCUGCACAUGCAAUAUCGCAACCAUAGUUAAAGCUCGGAACACAAUGGAUGAGGGGAGGGAAUCAUUUCGGGGAGGGAGCACAAACUUCUGAUAUGCAAACCACUGUUUACAUGGAAGUAACAUUGCAUCUGCACCGGGCCUUUGUCUCCAUAAAACAAAAACAGGAUUGGGGCUGAUUCCCACGUUACGUUUUUGUAUACAACGCACUGGUUCACACUUACAUGUGGUGGCAUGAGUAAUGACUAACGUGGAAAUGGCCACAUCAGUGUGUAUGUAUUUAUAUUUACCAUUAUAUACAUUAGGAAGCAAAUGUAUAGACUGACUUCCUAGUGUGUGAACUCGACAAAAAAGAAAAGAUCACCACUAGUACAGUUUUUCUCACUCAACAAAAUUGCUUUUAUCUUCCUGUGGAAGCCUGUAUCAGCACUGUCAAAAUGUAAUGCUGGAAUCAGCCUUCACACAGGGCUCUUUGAAAUCAACUGUCAUUGAUUUCGGAUCAUAAUUUAUUAAUAGAAUUUCAAUUACUAUUUUUACAAAGUUGUGCAUCUAUUGUUUACAUGCUUCCUUCACUUUGCACUUGAAAAUGUCGGAGCAAUUGUGUUGCAAAUUCUGGUUUUGGCAUUUUAAGCCAUUCUAUAAAUCUAAAGGCAUGCAUUUAUGGGUUGAGAUUCUGUCUGUCGUACAUAGCUGGACAUUCUGUUUUGUCAUUCUAGUGCCAUACGUUAGUGCCUAUCUAGCUGAAUUCCACCCCCGCCCCCAGGUUGCCCAUCUAGAGAUUCAGGAGGGAAAUAUACCAAGUACUUCUGUAGUUGAUUCUAUAGGCUGUUAAUCAGUCAACUGAAAGUUCACUUUAAGCUUGAUAUAAAUUGGCUGUGAAGAUGUGUGUGAAGUGCAAGCAUUCUAUCGAAUGUGCAGUGGAAGAUGAAGAUCAUGUUGCACUGGGGCAUAUGCAUGUAGAGCCCAAUGUGUGUAGGUCUGGCCCACGCAGUCCAGCCUUCCCCAACCUAGUGCCCUCCAGUGUGUUGGACUGCAACUCCCAGCAUCCUCAGCCAGCAUGGCCAAUGGAGGGCAACAGGCUAGUGAAGGCUGGCGUAGGCUGUGUACUCCAAAGUUGUGGUGUACAGAUCUCAUGAGUUGGGACUGUGUGGGUUUUAUGUAGGCCUUUGGUAAACGUGAUGUCUGAUUUAUGGGACACCACAGUGAUUUGGUAUAGAUGGAAUAUCAGUACAAGGUUAUUGUCUACCAUUCAACUGGAUAAUAUUGGUAUUUUUCCAGAUCAUUCGUGUAAGCGGAGUUCCAUGGGAAUACAUGACUGUGAUAAUUCUAUCUACUCCCUUAACAGGCUGGUCUACAUUAAUCUGGGGCACAAAAGGCCAAACUACAUGUUACCCUGGAGAUCUGUGAUCAGAUCUCCUGACAGUAGUUUUUUAUGGCUUAAAGCAGCUGCCUUGGGUCUGGGUUGUGCUGGGGAAAGUGGAGUUCGUCUUUCCUCUCCACUGUUUCUUCAUUUUGCCCGCAAAGCUACUAUUUGUGCCCAAAGCUACUCUUAGCUCACACCUAAUAGGAGCAUUGGGACGGGAUUUUGAGUGUGGAAACGACACAAGGAAAAGUUUGUUUUCUUAAACCUUCCCCCAGCACCACAGCCUAAAGCCACUUGUGGACCUCCUGUGAUUACAAAGUUUUGAAAAUAAAAAGAAUUAAAAAACUACGGAGAUCAGAUUACAUAUCUCCAACAGAUUUUGUAUCCAGUGGGACUACAUCAGCUUGAAUCUAUUUACUCCAGACUGGUGAGGUGAGGUUGUGAAUCACAUUAUACUGGAAUGAAUGCUGCAUUCAUUGUAGUUCUUUCUAUCUAUAGUUUUGCGUUGACUGCAAAGCCAUUCUUUGUAUUGCUUACAGUUAAUGCAAUAACACAACUUCAUACAGUUUGACUAGCAGUUUUGAUGUUUACAAGGUGGUGACUGUUGAUUGUAAACUUCCAUAUCAGUGCACUGCUUCCAUUGGAAGGCUUAAGCUACUUGCUUUAUAGGACAAUUAAUGUAACAAUUGCCUUUCUUGACCCAGACUCCUAAGUACAACCCUUCAAAGCUGCAAGUGUAGCUUUUCACACUCAUGGAGACUCAGAAUGAGCAGAGUUUGUAUUGACAUAAAUAUUAAAUAGAAUAUUUCUAACUAGAAGGUUUAUAUUUUCUGAAGAUAAUUUAUAAGGAAGGUUUUAUAUACAAUUGUAUUGAUGUAAAUGCGAAUUCAAAUAUUCAUCAUCUAAUGAAAACAUGAUAAUGAAGAACCUGUUUUCAAGAGUUUGCCCCAUUAGCAAACUGUGUUUGUAGUUCCUAUUUUGUAGCAUUUUUAUUUCUUGCAGCGUUUCAGAGCACAAGUGCUGCACAUGUCAAAUUUCCUACAGAAAUACUGCUUCCAUGCAGGAAAUAUGCAUCCCCCACAUACGUGCAGUUGCAUAUGUUGAGCACACAUGCAUUUUGUGGAAUAUGUGGAUUUAAUCACACAUAAUAAUUUUAUGUGAACUUUGCUUUGUUUUUCAAAUGUCUCUACAAAAUAUGAACAGCUGCUUAGCUUUAAAUUCCCAUACAUGUGUCUGUUUAUCAAGGCUAAUGCCUUUCAGCGAUGUUCAGGCUGACUAAACCUGUUGAGCCUUUGGGUGAACAGAGAAUGUGUCCUAGAACUCUCACUGUAUAGGCAACUACGCAUUGCACUAUGCAUUGCAUGCGGUCUUUCAGGGACGUUUGUCUGCCAUCCUGUAUUUCAUCAAGGGAAACCCAAAGAAACUCCGGGUUCCCCAAAACACAGCUUGAAAGCCAUUGCUCUGAGUUACUGGGCCCAUUCUUACUUUGAUCACAACAUUCUGUAGUUUGGGUUUUUUUUGGGGGGGGGGGGUGGUAUUCGUUCUAAGAUGCGUUUAAACCAAAUUGGUCUUAAGUGGCCUUGUUGGAAUAUACUCACUCCUUACAAAUCCCGACCAAAAAGGGGCAAACACCUUUCAGUGUUCCAGAAACCAAGGAUUGCUCCAUUUCCGAGAUUAGAAGUAUUAUAUAAACAAAUGCUUAAGAAAUGAGUGAGUAUCCUAAUUUGGUGUGUGAAUUAUUAGAAGAAAAAAAUUAGAAUCCGUCAUAGAAGUGUAUUUGUUCACUUAUUUGUAACCAGUAAAAAGUAUCUAGAAACAUUCUAGUUUAUCCUAGGUAAAGAGGUUAAAUAGGAACCUUUACUAAUGAGUGAAAUUGCAGGUUUCCAGCCAUAUCUGCACUACAAAUAUGUUACAUACCAAUUUAACUGUUACCUCUUGGACAUCCUCAGAACUGUGAUUUUGUGAGGCCGCUCUGUUGGCGAUCUCUGACCCUCUCUCACACACAACUAUAGUUCAAAGGGUUUCUUGAGGAAGGGGACUAUAAAGCCAGUUUGUCUGUGAAUGCAGUUGACUUUGGAGCAAGGGAGAUUGUGAUGCGAGAUCCAUUAUUAAAAGUCCAAUAUAUUCUGUACACAGAUGUUCACUACUGUAGCUAGUCUUAAUUUUAACCAGGCUGUAAAUCAUGUACUCUUUUUGUAUCUCAUGCAGUGUUCUCAUGGUGGGGGGGUGGGGGUCAUUGGUGCUGGAGAGGACGUUCCAAAGAGGGACUGAACCUUGAAGCAAACAAAGUCCCAGAUACUUUCCUACUAGAAGUAGAGGUUGAGCUUUGCACCCAUCCAAUCUACUGUGCUAACCCUGAAAGCUGCAGAAAGGUGGGCAAACAUAUGAGAACUUCCAGCCACAGCACCUUCUCCCCUGGCCUGCUGGUUUUAGGAAGGACCCUGUGGUUGGCCUUUUCUAAUAGCGCUCUGGGAUUAGUGGCCCAAUCCACAGAUCCUGCAGGGUUCUGUAUAUGUGGGUGAGAAGUCUAUGUGCUCACUCGCCAAAGAGGUGGCUUCGAAAGGGGCCUGCAUUUUUUGGGGGGUGGCGGAGAGAGAAACGCUGAGUUAAUGCAUUGCGUCAGACUAGAACUUUUAAAUAAGGUGAGCAAUCUUUAGUAGCAAAUACCUUGAAAAGCAUCCUUGAUUAUUCCACAAUAUAAGGCAAAGCAGGCCAUCUGGAAUAGUUUGCCUCUUGUGUAGUACUUGCUUUUUGUAAUAUGCGUGCUAAACACAAUUCACGCAAGAGUCAUAGUAAUAUUAGAACCAUUA